UCUCUCUCUCUCUCUCUCUCUGUGUGUGUGUUGGUGGGUGUUCGAGGCUCCAUGAUGCUCUCCCUCUCUGCAGCUCUCACUUUGGCGUUAGCCUGGAUGUUUCCGGCUCACGGCCUAUACUUCCACAUCGGAGAGACGGAGAAGAAAUGUUUCAUAGAAGAAAUCCCGGAUGAGACCAUGGUGAUCGGGAAGUAUCGCACUCAGCUGUGGGACAAGCAGAGCGGAUCCUUCCUCCCGGCGACGCCCGGCCUCGGGAUGCACGUGGAGAUCAAAGAUCCAGACACCAAGAUCAUCCUGUCCCGUCAGUACGGCUCAGACGGACGCUUCACCUUCACCUCUCACACUCCGGGAGAGCAUCAGAUCUGUCUGCACUCCAACUCCACCAAGAUGGCGCUGUUUGCAGGAGGGAAACUGAGAGUUCACCUGGACAUCCAGGUGGGAGAACACACCAACAACUACCCCGAGAUCGCUGCCAAAGACAAACUUACAGAGCUGCAGCUGAGGGUGCGCCAGCUGCUGGACCAGGUGGAGCAGAUCCAGAAGGAGCAGAACUACCAGAGGUACCGUGAGGAGCGUUUCCGGAUGACGAGCGAGAGCACCAACCAGCGCGUCCUGUGGUGGUCCAUCGCUCAGACGCUCAUCCUCAUCGUCACCGGGAUCUGGCAGAUGAAACACCUCAAGAGCUUCUUUGAGGCUAAGAAACUGGUGUAACAUCUGAACUCAACAUCUGGGCGAGUUCACAGACUUUACAGGAGGCGACGUCAGGUCUGAAUAUCAGCCAUACGAGGAGCACGAGGAGGCGGGCUGGGCGACCUCUUCUACCUGUACAUGUUUUAGCUUUAGCUGUUUUCUGUUAGCAACACCAGCUGCCUCUCUUUGUGUUUCCUGUUUUUAUCCAGAGACACAUCUCUGCCCUGAGAAGGUUUGUUACCUUAACAGGAUUUUAAACUUCGAUAUGACACUAACAAAACUCUAUGGAGCUCCUGAGGGCUCAGGUAAAAAAAAAAAAAAGAAGAGACGUUUGCAAAUCUGUGCACACGGAUUCAAAAUCUGUGGUUUAAACAUCUGUACGCACAUAUAAAAAAUCUGUACGCGCGGAUUGAACAUCUGUACGCACGGAUUAAACAUCUGUACGCACGGAUUAAACAUCUGCACGCUCGGAUUAAACAUCUGUACGCACGGAUUAAACAUCUGCACGCUCGGAUUAAACAUUUGUAGUUUAAACAUCUGUACGCAGUUUAAACAUCUGUACGCACGGAUUAAACAUCUGCACGCUCGGAUUGAACAUCUGUACGCACGGAUUAAACAUUUGUAGUUUAAACAUCUGUACGCAGUUUAAACAUCUGUACGCACGGAUUAAACAUCUGUACGCACGGAUUGAACAUUUGUAGUUUAAACAUCUGUACGCAGUUUAAACAUCUGUACGCACGGAUUAAACAUCUGCACGCUCGGAUUGAACAUCUGUACACACGGAUUAAACAUAUGUAGUUUAAACAUCUGUACACACGGAUUAAACAUUUGCAGUUUAAACAUCUGUACGCAGUUUAAACAUCUGUACGCAGUUUAAACAUCUGUACGCACGGAUUAAACAUAUGUAGAUUAAACAUCUGUACGCACGGAGUAAACAUCUGUACGCUCGGAUUAAACAUCUGUACACACAUAUUAAACAUCUGUACGCACGGAUUAAACAUCUGCAGGCACGGAUUAAACAUCUGUAUGCACAGAUUAAACAUCUGCACGCAGGGAAUAAACAUCUGUACGCUUUGCGUGAGCGUGGUUUUGCAAACGGCUCUUCUUAUCGCCCUCACCUGAGCCUUUGGGGGGUUCUCAGUAAAAAACAAAAUGAUAUGAUACCUACUCACUGCUAUUUGGGUCAUUUCAUGUUUUUAAUGAACAAAAGUUGCAGGCUCACUCCUGCUCAGCGUCUGCACUCAAACACGUCUGUGCAGGAUGGUUGUCACUUUGGACGGCGUGCAGGAGUGCGUCUACAGCUUUGAAGGGUUCCUCCUGUGUGAUGAGCACCAUGUCGUUUUAUAAAAGCUUCAGUCAGUUUUGAUACUAUCGCUCAUUAAAAAGAUGGAGGUCGUAUCGGAGUAUUAAGGAUUUAAUGAAGUUUAGAGCUUCAGAUGGUUUUAAUGAAGAUCAGUCAUGAGAAAGUGAGAUCUGAUCUGUGACUUCAUGUUUAUAAAAGCUCUCCUCAUACGAACAGCAGCUUCCGCACCGCUAAACUUUGACCCUUUGUUUAGCUGUAAACAGUUUAAAGCCCUCAGUUCAUUUCUCCUGACAGCUUGUUGCGGGGCGGCGUGCAGCAGGUUCUUAAAUCUUUUAUGGAUCAGUGAAUAUUUUUAUCUCCUCGACUUCAGGCCUCGUCUGAAGCUUUGUUGUGUAUUUGGACUGCAGAUGAAGAACUACAUCAUAUUGAACAUUAACCAGCUGACAGAGUUCACAGGACGGUUAGAAACAUUUAUUCUUACGGACCAAUCACACAGAGGCGCGUUGAGCUCAUCUGGGCCUGUGGGGCGGGGCUGCGUGUGCAAACGGGCGCCAUUCGAGAAAACGUAGAGAUCUCGCCGUUACUUUGCUCCAAGACGAGAAGGGUAAAAAGCCUCCUGGCUGCUUCGGUAAAAUGCAACACUGACGAGCGCUACUCAGCUGAAAAGUUUUUCAACUUUUAUGCACGCCAUAAAAACGGCUGGAAAAACAAGUGUCACAGCAGCCGAGAAGAGCGCCCGGUAAUCGUGCUGACCAGACGACCACUGUGGUUCUCCUGGUGAUGAUUAUCCAGCGACGCGUCUCUGUGUGAUCGAGCCACGAGUUUGACUAAGUAAAGGUCAUUAGAGGUCAUUUAAGGUCAUUUAGCUACGGAAGGUCAAAGAGGACAUUCAGCCGUACAUUUUGAUUGGCUCACUUUUCUUGUUAUCUCAACACGUUAUUUUGGGAUUCAUAUCAGUCGUUUUUUCUGAAGAUCUCACGCCAUUCACUCGUUAACACGUGAAAAGAAUCUUCCCUCCUUCGAGAUAACGGCGUUCAUAAGUCAAGAUCUCGACACUACAGUCGGGACAUAUUUGUCUGAAUGUCCUUUCAGGGCUUCCGUAGUUAUCAGUUUUCUUCCUGUGCGGCAACCUUCAUCAGAGACGGAGCGUGCUCAGUGGGGCUGAAGGUCACAGGACGACAUGUUUGUAAAUAAAGAAACGCUCUCAGUCACUUCCUGUUCAGUCAUUUAUUUAUUGUUCUAGUUGCAGUUUUCAGUUAUUCUAAUGUUCUUUAUCUCGUCUUUUAACCACGGCGUGCUGAAUGUUAAUAGUUAGCAGACUGUUUGUUGUAAAUAAAACGUGCAGCUGUUGAUUUUCUAAAACCUUUUACACUGAAUGAAGCGUGUCCGUGUUUCAGUCAUCUCAACGUAUUUAUUCUGCCGCCGCCAUGGUUCACACGGGGUCGUUGUUGUUGGACGGCGAGUCUUUGACAUGUCUCUCUGGCCGUUUGUCACAUCGUCCCUCGUUAACCAUCAGGGCGUAACCUCCACGAGCUCAAUAAAGAAACUUCAAACUGUC
Messenger RNA from Labrus bergylta (ballan wrasse), 3551 nucleotides. RefSeq names its product transmembrane p24 trafficking protein 4 (gene tmed4). Gene Ontology annotation, cellular component: Golgi apparatus; endoplasmic reticulum; COPII-coated ER to Golgi transport vesicle. Lineage: Eukaryota; Metazoa; Chordata; Actinopteri; Labriformes; Labridae. Gene Ontology annotation, biological process: endoplasmic reticulum to Golgi vesicle-mediated transport; Golgi organization; intracellular protein transport. The record is from RefSeq and is a predicted model, not a curated record.